CACUUUCUUCGGGCUCUCGGGCUGCUCGGGCCGGCGGGGUAGGUUAACAGAUGCGGGUCAAAGAGCCAUCCAGAGCUUUACCUGAAAAAGUCAAAAGAAGUAAAAGACCUACUAUACCUCAUGAUGAAGACUCCUCAGAUGAUAUCACUGUAGGCUUUACUUGUCAGCAUGUAAGUUCUGCUGUCAGUGUGACUCAGGUGAAAAGAGCCGUAGCUGAGAAUCUGUGGUCAGUUUGCUCAGAAUGUUUAAAGGAAAGAAAACUCUUCGAUGGACAGCCAGUACUUGCUUCUGAUAUUUGGUUGUGCCUCAAGUGUGGUUUUCAGGGGUGUGGUAAGAACUCAGAAAACCAGCAUUCACUGAAGCACUUCACAAGUUAUAGAUCGGAGUCUCACUGUAUUGUAAUUAGCCUCAAUACUUGGAGUAUAUGGUGUUAUGACUGUGAUGAAAAAUUAUCAACACAUUGCAAUAAGAAGGUUUUGGCUCAGAUUGUUGAUUUUCUCCAGAAACAUGUUGCUAAAACACAAAGAGGUGCAGUCUCUAGAAUCAUAAAACUUUGUGAAGAAAAAUGUGAAAUAGGUGAAAAGAAGAAGGGAAGAAAAGGCAGCAGUGUAACAUCUAUAAAAGGAAUUACAAAUUUAGGAAAUACUUGCUUUUUCAAUGCAGUCUUGCAGAACUUGGCACAGUCUUACAUUCUUACUGAGCUGAUUAAUGAGAUCAAAGAAAAUGGUACAAAACUCAAGAUUUUUCCUUCCUCAGAUUCUCAGCUGGACCCACUAGUGGUGGAACUUUCCAGCCCUGGACCAUUGACCUCAGCCUUGUUCCUGUUUCUUCAAAACAUGAAGGAGAUGGAAAAGGGGCCACUUUCUCCCAAAGUUCUUUUUAAUCAGCUUUGUCAGAAAGCCCCUGGAUUUAAAAGUUUGCAACAGCAAGACAGCCAGGAACUUCUUCACUAUCUGCUGGAUGCAGUGAGGACAGAAGAAACAAAGAGAAUACAAGCCAGCAUUCUAAAAGCAUUUAACAACCCCACUACUAAAACUGCUGAUGAUGAAACUAGGAAGAAAGUCAAAGCAUAUGGCAGAGAAGGUGUGAAAAUGAACUUCAUUGAUCGGAUCUUUAUUGGUGAAUUAACCAGCACAGUCAUGUGUGAAGAAUGUGCAAAUAUCUCUAUGGUGAAGGAUCCUUUCAUUGAUAUUUCACUUCCUAUAAUAGAAGAAAGGGCUUCAAAACCUGUACUUCUGGGGAAAAUUAAUAAAUGUAGGAGCUUACAGGAGACAGACAAUGGUCAAUAUAAUACUAUUGUGUUAGAAAAUACUCAUCACUCCAGAGCUACUGUGAAGCAUUCUUCACCCAAAAAUCGGAACCAACUAAUUCAUGACAGAAAACGUGUAAGAAAAUUAUCAUCUGGAGUAGAUAACGGUGUUGUCAUAUACCAGAGAAACGAAAAUCUUGACAUGAAUGGGGAUUCUCUGGUGUUUGCCAGCAUCAGGCAUCCGGAAUCAGCUCUGACGGAAAGCCCUACGGACGGCAGCGACAGGGAGGCCAGCGGCUCUGACAGCAGCGCUGAUGCAGACAGUGAGGCUUCCGAAUCGGAAAGUGCUUCCCAGUGCACCAUGCUGCUGCGGUCCAGUAGCAGAUGCUUCUUGCAUACCAAUGGCCACCUUCACCACUCAUUGGCAAGUGGACAGCGACACGCCCAAGAGAGCGACAGUGGUGAUGAGGGCCUGGCUGAAGCUGUGUCUGAACUUCGUUUGACCAAUACUGUGAUCAGAGAGAAAAAUUUUGACAGAGAAAACCAGCUGCUUAAUGUUCCAAAUAAUUUAUGUUUUUCGGAGAAGCAUUUGAUACCUCCCAGCCCCCAAAAUGCUUUUCAGACCCUUUCUCAGAGCUAUAUAACGACUUCAAAAGAAUGUUCCGUUCAGUCCUGCCUCUACCAGUUUACAUCAAUGGAGUUACUAAUGGGGAAUAACAAGCUUCUGUGUGAGAACUGUACUGAAAAGAAACAGAAGCACCAAAAUGAAACCAGUUCUGCAGAAAGCAAAGCAGAAGGGGUUUAUACCAAUGCCAGAAAGCAACUACUCAUUUCUGCUGUUCCUGCUAUCCUAAUUCUCCAUCUUAAAAGAUUCCAUCAGGCUGGCAUGAGUCUUCGCAAAGUAAACAGACAUGUGGAUUUUCCACUUACGCUUGAUUUAGCACCAUUCUGUUCUGCUUCUUGUAAGAAUGUGAAUGCUGGCGAUCAAGUUCUCUAUGGCCUCUAUGGCAUAGUGGAACAUAGCGGCUCUAUGCGAGGAGGUCACUACACUGCUUAUGUGAAAGUGAGAACACCCUCCAGGAAGUUAUUGGAACAUAUAACUGGAAAGAAAAAUGUCCCUGGUUUGAAGGAAUCGGAGAGUGAAUCGGCAGACCAGUGGGUCCAUGUUAGUGACACUUACGUGCAGGCGGUUCCCGAAGCACGAGCACUUAGUGCCCAAGCAUACCUUCUGUUUUAUGAAAGAAUAUUAUAAUUCUGUAUUAAUUAUUUAUGAUAACGAUUACUUAGAUUGCUUUUAUUUAAAUGCUGCAGCGAUGACCAUAUUAUGCAAUGUGCCUUUGUAGUCUUUUCUCUCUAAUAGGAGUAAGCAUACCCCUCAAAUACUCCUGAAAAUAUUUUACCUUUUUGAUGAAUACUUUUAAAGAAAACUUAAAUUUACCCAGUGCUUUCAAAUGGAAAUUAUUAAAAAUAACUCUAAAGCCAUGUUUUUAAAAGAAUAUUUGUCAGGGGUUUGGAACAUAGCUCAGUGGCAAAGCACUUGCCUUGCAUGUCUGAGGUGCUAGAUUCCAUCCCUGGCACUACCCAAAAAGGAAAAAGAGAAAAGGAGAUAUAUUUGUCAUGAAAAAAAAACAAAACAAAACAAAACAUAGUUUGUAGUAUAAAGGAAACUCCUUUAUGAUAUGGCUUUCUAUAUGAAUUAAAAAAUGAUGCUGGCUUAAUCAGGUCAUUCCUUAAAACAGUACUUCUCAAGUGAGAGUCACAUACCAUUUUCCUGAUUUUCCUGAUCUCAGAGAUACAUAAAUCUAUCUCUUGCUUUCUGUUUACUACUAUUUCAAACCCUAUCUUUUCAGUUUUACCUUUUUUACCCUACCCUUAUUUUGAGUACUCAUACUAUCAUUUUAUGUGCCAGUUAUAUUUUUCUAAUAAAUAUUACAAUAAAUGUAUAACUAUCAAAAACUGUUUUGUUUCAUCUAGCACUCCUCUUAACAUCAUCUCAGGACUAUCUAGUGGCAUUGAUGUGGUAUUACCUGAAGUUAAAGUAUAUGAUAUUUUAAUAUGGCUUAGAGCCUUUCAUACUAUGUGUGAUUCAGCCAUGUGAAAAGGUACCGCUGUAAUUUCAGUAAUAUGGGUUUGCAAAUAAUAUAUUUAUUACUUUAUUGCUUUGAGAUUUUGAAAUAUUUUAAAAUAUCAGAUAUUUUACUAACAUACUUGUAGAACAUACCUGGUAGAGUUGAGGAUAAUUUGCAAUCAAUUAGCUGAAGUAGAAAUACAAUUGCAGAGGGUCAGAGAGGUAAUACAGGAGCUAAAGCAUAUGUAAGGCAGGUGGCCAACCCUGGUUUGAUCCCUGGCACUGCAUAUGAUUCUUCAAGCUCUGCAGGAGUUACCUAUAAGCAGAGAACUAAGAGUAAGGCAGCCCCGAAUGCUACCAAGUGUGGCUCCCUACAUGACCCAAAAUGUAGAUAACCGUAACAUGCAGAAUUGGUCUUUUGAAGUUGUUAGUACAAAUGUAAUCAUAUUAUACUUUUGAAAUAUAAAGUACCACAUAUUUGUAAGUGACAGGUAAUAUACUUAUUGUACUUAAUAGAGAAAUAUAUUUUCUACCUCGGUAGGUAAGUAAAUAUUAAUCGUGAUUUUAAGAAUUUGAGAUCACUUUCUUUCAUCUUCAAUAUGCAUGACUAAUAAGUUCAAGAAGACGUAGCUUUCAUUUUUACAAAGUUUAAAGUUUUUAGUUUUCUUUAUAGAAUAGCAAAAAUGAUAAUUUUCCUCUCAGGAUAGAAAUCAUUAGGCUGUCAAAAUUGUCAUGAAAAUAUUAGGCUUAAAUUUCAAAACAUCACCCUGUCUUAGAGUCACAUUAUUGAAUCAAAACACAGACGCCAUGGUUUCACCCAUCCUAUUUAUUAAUGCCUAGGAAAUAUUUUAUAGGCAGAUGCUUGAUAUGUGCCUGGUCCUAGUUUAUUGUUAUUUUGUGAUGAAGAAUAAGAUUAGUAGGGCUAGAGAGAUAGUACAGCAGGUGCUUAUCUUACAUGCAGCUAUCCCGGGUUUGAUCCCUAGCACCCCAUAUGGUCCCUUGUUCCCUCAUGAGUGAUCCCUGAGCACAGAACCAGGAGUAAGUCCUGUGCGCUGCCGGGGGUGGCCCCAAAACAGAACCAACAACAGCAUAAAGAUUAGUGACUAUAGAUCAUGUGUGGAAAUAUUUAAUCGAGUCUUUUUUUUUUCUUUGCUUUUUGGGUCACACCUGGCGAUUCACAGGGGUUACUCCUGGCUCUGAACUCAGGAAUUACUCCUGGCAGUGCUCAGGGGACUACAUGGGAUGCUGGGAAUUGAACCUGGGUCAGCUGCGUGCAAGGCAAAUGCCCUACCCGCUGUGCUAUCACUCCAGCCCAAUCAAGAGUCUUGACUUUCUGAUUUAUAAGUAUAUAUAACAUCAGGGUUGCUACUUCCACAUUUUGAUAAAUGAAUGAAUGAAGUUAUAAUUAGAGUUAUACAGAGCUUAAAAUAUCAUUACAUGAGUAAUUUUUAAGCUGAUAUCUCAAUAAUGGGGUGGUUUUUUUUUUCUUUUGCUUGUUUGGGCCACAUCCAGAGGUAUUCAGGGGUUACUCCAAGCUCUGUAUUCUGGAAUCACUUCUGACCAGCUUGGGGAACUAUAUAGGGUGCUGGGGAUUGAACCCAGGUUGGCUGUGUGCAAGGCAAGCACCCUGUGCACUUACCAUUGCUCCAGCCUGCAAUAAUGUUUUAAUUUGCUUUUAUUUGUGAAAUGGAGAAAUGUAUUUUUUAUAUAAUUCUUAAUUUUUCAGUUUUAUUUAUUUUCUUUGCGGGGGUGAGGGUGGGCACACCCAGUGGUGCUCAGGGCAUACUCCUGGCUCUGCACUCAGGAAUCACGUGGUGUUGCUUGGGGGACCCUAUGGGAUGCCAGGAAUUGAACCCAGAUCCAUUGCAUGCAAGGCAAGCACCCUUCCCACUGUACCAUCACUCCAGCCCUAGAAAUGUAUUUUUGUAAGUUAAUACCCAAACCUAGAUUGUAUUCUGUAUAAGUAAUAUAAACAGGUUUUCUCUUGAUUAAAAUUAAUUAACAUUUCAGUAUCAGAGCAGUGGUGCAGAACUUGCCAUCCCUUCAGCUAAAUGUAAAUAUUAAGUGACCUCAUUUUUCUCCUAAAAAGAUGUCAUUUAGAGGUAUGCAGUUUUGAUUAGAUGGUCAUCUGCUGCUUGUGGAGACAGAAAAGGAGAGAAUACUUUUCUAUUCCCUUUGCCUUAUCUCUUACACAAAGUCCAAAAUGAUGAAUGAUAGUGGAAGGCAAGAAUCAAGAAAAGUUUAUUAUUCCUCUUUCCAUUGAUAAUAAUGCCUGGAAGUACAUCAGUGCUAUACUUAUCAAAUAGAUCUUUUAAGCUUUACUCUGAGUGCCAGUGAUAUUGAACUUUCAUUGAUAGACUUGUAGCUUCAGAAUAUUGCCUCAGUACUCAUGUACUGAAGGAUAUACUUUUGAGCUCAUAUUUAUUAAGUAUAUAUAAUGUGAACACCUGUACUCUCCUCACACUUUUUUUUUUCUUUUUGGGUCACACCCAGCAGUGCACAGGGGUUACUCCUGGCUCUGCACUCAGGAAUUACUCCUGGCGGUGCUGGGGGACCAUAUGGAAUGCUGGGAAUCGAACCAGGGUCGACCGCGUGCAAGGCAAACGCCCUACCUGCUAUGCUGUCGCUCCAGCCCCUCCUCACACUUUUUAAAAAAGCCCCACAAAAUAAGGAGGACAGUGAGAUAGUGCCACAGGCAAGGCACUUGCCUUGCUUGUGGUGACCUGGGCACCCACAAGGAAUCCCCAGUACCACAUAUGGUCUCCAGAGCAGUGCCAGGAAUGAUCCUUGAACACAAAGCCAAGUGUCAGCUCAGAGAACCACCUGGUGAGACCCAAAACUAAAUUAGAAAGCUACACAUAAGUUUCAGAAGUAAAAUGACAAUGAGACAAUUCCAUCAGUUUUCACAAUGUUAAAUAGUCUAAUUCUGAAAUCCUCUCCCCCCACCACACCCCCACUGCCAGUAGCCUGGACUUUAGGAAUGCCUUUCCAGGUCUUGUAGAAACAUUUUGGAUAUCCAAGAAUGUCAUAAAGGUAAUUUUUUAAUAGAGAAAGCCCUCCACCCCUUCAUGGCCUCUAGCAGGUGGGUUACAUAUAGAAUUACAUUUAAUUUUUUUGUUAUUUUGGGUAUUUCCAGAACACAUUUCCAGGGAAAGUGUUAAACUACUAUAAAAGCAAUAGUUUCUAGAUGGCCUCAGAAAACUGUCAGUAAGUGAGAUUGUUUACAGAUCCUAAGUACAAGUGUAUGACCAAAUGAACUUAAAAGGUAAAACAAAAUUCAUUAGAUUUAGAAAUUAGUUUACAGAGUAUCUUUAACUCCACUUUUCCAUAUUUAAAAUGAUAAACUUUUAUUAUGUGCCAACUAUAUUUUUGACAGAGCUAAAUAUAUAUAUUUAAAAAUAUUUUGGGGGAGGGGUCAGAACAAUAGUACAUGCAGAAAGUAAGUUUGCCUUGAAUGUGGCUGACCCAAGUUUGAUCUCAGCACCCCACAUGGUCCCCUGAACCCAAGCAGGAGUCACCCUUGAGCACAGAGCCAGGAGCACCUUUGGGAAUGGUCCAAAAAAAUUAUAAAAUAUUUUUGUCAUUUAAUGUUUUUAAUGCUGGUAGGACUACCUCCUUUUUGGAUAACCAAGGAGAAGUGGGAGUCGAUAUCAGUUCAUAGAGUUCAUACAUGUCAACAGAGCUAUUUUACUAUAAUUAGCUUGCAUGUCUGAUAUUUUAGUGAUUUUAUACGAUAAACAAAAUUUCCUGAAGAUUAAACUGUGAAAUGUAUCAUCUUUUAUCUAGUUUUUAUAGCACAAAAUAACAUGCUAACUACUUUUCUUAAAUUUAUAUUCAUAAUUUAUUUGCAUGUUACCUGAUUAGACAAGCCUAAACCAAAUGUUAUGUGUAGUAUGACUGAGCCUUUAUAUAUUACCUAGUGGAUUAAAAUAUUUUUUAGAUGUUUAAAAUGUUUAGGUUCAUGAAUAAAUCAAAUGUUUAGAAGAUAACUAUGCUUUAAGUUUUGAGUGAUAUUGGUUAUAUCAUUCCUACUGUUUGAUCCUCACCUUCUUUUGCAGUGUUUUUAGAAAACAGCUAUGUAACUUACUGAGCAUUUUUCAUGUAUAAAUAUGCAUAAUAAAUAUUAAAUUCUUACUUGCCUUCUGUUUUAAUAUUGGUUCUGAAGUAUUUGCAGUGUAUAUUAAUGACAGGAUAUUUUAUUUGUCAACACUGUUUACUUUGCUAUAUCUAAAAUAUACUUCAGAUUUUAGA
Sorex araneus (European shrew) is the source of this 7568-nucleotide messenger RNA. RefSeq names its product ubiquitin specific peptidase 45 (gene USP45). Gene Ontology annotation, cellular component: nucleus; cytosol. The record is from RefSeq and is a predicted model, not a curated record. Lineage: Eukaryota; Metazoa; Chordata; Mammalia; Eulipotyphla; Soricidae. The transcript is spliced from 18 exons. The coding region runs from base 51 to 2501 and encodes 816 amino acids. Gene Ontology annotation, biological process: protein deubiquitination. Gene Ontology annotation, molecular function: cysteine-type endopeptidase activity; zinc ion binding; cysteine-type deubiquitinase activity.